AUGGAGCCAACACCUAUCAAGCCCUUAAAAUUUAAAAUCCUAAGCGCCGAGUGCUAUAGGCCCGAUCCGUCACAGCAACCGUUUGAAUUGUCCAUCCUCGCCGAGACUCCUGUCGACCCCUCCCUGCUUAACGACCCUGCUGCAUUACCCUCCAGCAUCCCCUCCCGCGACCUGCGCAGCUAUUACAUCAUAGGCUCCGUGAACGACCUCGAUAUCUGCCUCGGCGACUGGGUUGUGGCAGGAUGGUCGCGCGAGCAGCGCGCGACACCAAUUCAGCCUGUGCUUCUCCGCGCCCCCGAGGUAGUUAUCUCCGCGCCCUGGGGCCCAGCGGUAGAUAUCUGGAAUCUCGGUGCUGUGGUGCUGGAGCUAGUGGAUGGGGUGCAUAUGUUCGAUGCGCGCAGCGGCCGUAAUGUUAAGUACGAUGUGAAGAAGUAUGUUGAAGAGAUGGUUAGGUUAUUUGGGCGGUUUCCAAGGAGCUUGCUGGAUCAGGGAAAUAAGGAUGUUGUGGUGAGGUGCUUUCAUGAUGAUGGGAGCCCGUUUCCCAGGAAACGGAAGAAGGCAGCUGAGCUUGUGGAUGAGCCGUGGUUAUUAAUCUAA
Messenger RNA from Pseudogymnoascus destructans, 597 nucleotides. RefSeq lists its product as uncharacterized. Bases 1 to 597 code for a protein of 198 amino acids. The record is from RefSeq and is a predicted model, not a curated record. The transcript is spliced from 2 exons. Gene Ontology annotation, biological process: regulation of mRNA processing; protein phosphorylation; spliceosomal complex assembly. Gene Ontology annotation, molecular function: ATP binding; protein kinase activity. NCBI's taxonomy places the organism in Eukaryota, Fungi, Ascomycota, Leotiomycetes, Thelebolales, Thelebolaceae.